CCCUUAAUGUCUCUGUGUCUUUUGUCCCUUCAUGUCUGUGUCUCUGUGUCCAGGAGAUAGUCGAGUUGCCAGAUUACAAUAAAAUCACCUUUAAGGAGAAUCCAGCGAUCCCAUUGGAGGAGAUCGUCCCUGACACGUCCCCUCAGGCCGUCGACCUGCUCUACAAGUUCCUGGUCUAUCCGUCCAAACAACGCUGCUCCGCCAGACAGACACGCGGUGAUGAUAUCAGAUUAUUGGCAGCCGGCCGAUUGGUCCUCUGCUGUCAUGCCAUCUCAAGCUGAAACAUCGUGGUUCAACGCGAAGGUUAGCCCUGCCCCUUCAUACACCUUCCUCCAAUCAUCAAACAUGUCCCAUGAGGCCAAGCGGCUGACUGCCACCAGUCAACAGUUCAUCACUUCCUCCCACUGGCUGGACGACUCCAGCUGUCAAUCACUGAGCUCUGCUUAUAUCCCGCCUCCUGCUUCCUCGUCCUUGUACGGUAAUCCCGCUUUGACCACGCCCCCCACCUGCCUCCUCUCCUCAACACCUGAAUGGACCAGUCACUAUGGAAACCUUUACCCCUCCCCCUCUAGUGAUUGUGCGGUACCUGGCCGUCUGUCCUGGGGGCGGGGCAGUGAACCAGAGCAGCGCGAGUGUGUGCGCUGUGGGACAAGCAGCGCCCCCCUGUGGAGGAGAGACGCUGAAGGCGGUCACCUGUGCAACACCUGCAGCCUCCGCCAGAAGCCAGACAGGCCGCUGCUGAGCCCGAAGAGGAGAGACGCUGCGACUCCGAGGAAAGGAACUCUGUGUGUGAACUGUUCUACUGCGACGACCACGCUGUGGAGGAGAACCUCUGCUGGAGAACCCGUCUGCAACGCCUGUGGGCUCUACUACAAACUACACCAGGUCAACCGGCCGCUGGCGAUGAAGAAAGACAGAAUCCAGACCAGAAACCGCAGAGUGACCAAUCAGAACAAGAGGAGCAGGAAACUUGACCAAUCAGAGACUAAGCUGCCUGUGCUGGUCCCGCCCACCCAAGAGGCCGUGUGUCAGUCCUUCAGUCAGCUGCCCUGUGACCUCCACACCUCCUCCUCUCUGCUCACCGUGUAAACUGCUUUGUGUUUUCUAAUAAACGUGUGAACCUGCCA
Messenger RNA from Micropterus dolomieu (smallmouth bass), 1127 nucleotides. RefSeq names its product trans-acting T-cell-specific transcription factor GATA-3-like. Gene Ontology annotation, biological process: positive regulation of transcription by RNA polymerase II; negative regulation of transcription by RNA polymerase II; cell fate commitment. Bases 220 to 1089 code for a protein of 289 amino acids. The transcript is spliced from 6 exons. NCBI's taxonomy places the organism in Eukaryota, Metazoa, Chordata, Actinopteri, Centrarchiformes, Centrarchidae. Gene Ontology annotation, molecular function: DNA-binding transcription factor activity, RNA polymerase II-specific; zinc ion binding; RNA polymerase II cis-regulatory region sequence-specific DNA binding. The record is from RefSeq and is a predicted model, not a curated record.